Molecule: messenger RNA, 903 nt
Organism: Fusarium venenatum
Lineage: Eukaryota; Fungi; Ascomycota; Sordariomycetes; Hypocreales; Nectriaceae
Source: RefSeq, a predicted model, not a curated record
AUGGCUCCUUUCCAAGGGAAUAGCCGCAUAAGCAAGGCAUCAAGCAAGGCACCACGCAACAACCGACGCAAUGGGCCUGGUGCCUUCUCUUUCAGGGCCAAGAUAAACCUCUUUGCGCACGCUAGCUUCACGCCUCCCUACCCUCUUCUGAUGUUGACGACGCAGGUAUUGAUUGUAUCACCUGCUACAGAAGCUAACAGUGUUGAGUUGGGUCCAAGAAGCGCUGUUUCUAAGAACAUUGAAGCUCUCAGACGACAAACGCUAAACAGAGAUGUAGGUAAUCGUCAACCCUUCUACGGAGUCCACCAGGCUCAUUUUGAUCUUAGCCGCGGAGAAUCGGUCACUGCGCAUAUGCGUGGUACAGACAAGAUGUAUCACAAAGAUGACCUCGUACUUGGCACGAUUAUCUCGGCCCCUUACCACGGUCAGAAACGAGAUGACACUGUUUCGACAUACGACCACAACACAGGAGUGACAGCCUUUAGUGCUGUUUACUCCAAGUAUCGCAAAAUGGUCGUCAUCGAGUGUUGGGCAGAGCAUGUCGUCUGCUUGCCCAUCUACAGCUACAACAGCAAAGGUCUCGAAAACCGUCAAGGAAUGGUAAGUGAGUACAUGGAUAUCCGUGACGCCGAUGACAAGCGUCCUGCACCGGGAGACACUUGCGACAAGCCAUUGCUUGCUAUUCGUGACGACAACUGGCCCGGUAGAAACACAUUCAUUGCAGGUAAGUCAGUUGUCAAGCUAACUGAGAGGGCUGUCCACCUUUUGUUCCAAAAGUGUUCAAUUGAGGGAAAGCUUGAACCAGACCAUUUCCUUCGGCUGUACAAGGAAGUGGUCAUGUUGAACCACGAAAAAGCCCUUGAAGUGUUUGGCAAGCCCAAGCCCAUCGGGGAGUCCAAGUAG